Molecule: messenger RNA, 2056 nt
Organism: Megalopta genalis
Lineage: Eukaryota; Metazoa; Arthropoda; Insecta; Hymenoptera; Halictidae
Source: RefSeq, a predicted model, not a curated record
GGCAGUUCGGCGAGCAGCAUUUGCGCGUGGAACGUUAGUUUGUAAGUCUGUGUCUUCGGAAGGCUGAUUUAGUCGGACAAACCCGACGAGUGGAAAAGGAAGAGCAGAGGAGUUUCAAAGCACGCGAUAGGAAGCAAAUCAGUGACCGUAAUUUUCACCUGUCGAGUUUCACUUCUAACCUGAAUUCACCGCUGGACUUGCUUCUAGUAGUGGCCCGGCCGCUGCCCCCGAAGCACAUAUUUUUCCUGACCGGAAGCAAUUGUACAAGAGGAACGUCGGUCGAAGCAAUUAACUGAGAUUAGGAGAAGAAAACGAAAAAAAGCCAGACAUCAUGUGGCCAAAGGACGUCGGCAUCAAGGCGAUGGAAGUUUACUUUCCAGCUCAGUACGUUGAGCAAACCGAGUUGGAACAGUUCGAUGGAGUUACUGCUGGAAAGUAUACCAUCGGAUUAGGCCAAUCCAGGAUGGGUUUCUGCAAUGAUCGUGAGGAUAUUAAUUCAUUGUGUUUGACGGUGGUGCACCGAUUAAUGGAUAGGUAUGGCAUUAAACCCAAGGAUGUUGGCCGAUUAGAGGUUGGAACAGAAACAAUAUUAGACAAGAGCAAGUCGGUAAAGUCUGUCCUUAUGCAGUUGUUUCAACCGCAUGGCAACGCAGACAUAGAGGGAGUGGACUCCACCAAUGCCUGUUACGGAGGUACUGCUGCCCUUUUCAAUGCUGUGUCUUGGGUAGAGAGCAGUGCAUGGGAUGGCAGACUAGCUCUAGUUGUUGCAGCUGACAAUGCUGUGUACGCACCUGGAGCUGCUAGGCCAACUGGCGGUGCAGGAGCCAUUGCUAUGAUAGUUGGUCCAGAUGCACCUUUAGUAAUCGAUCGUGGGAUAAGAUCAUCCUAUAUGGAACACGCGUAUGAUUUUUAUAAACCUGAUUUGAACUCUGAAUAUCCUAUUGUGGAUGGACAAUUAUCAAUUCAAUGCUACCUCAAUGCUGUGGAUAAGUGUUAUCAGACUUAUCGUGAUAAGGUCAGGGACAAGUACAAAGAAAGUAUAAGUUUAGAUAGCUUUGAUGCAGUUCUGUUUCAUUCUCCAUAUGGUAAACUGGUACAAAAGUCAUUCGCAAGAUUAGCUUUAAACGAUUUCUUGAAUAUGCCUAAGGACAAAGUGGCUGAGCAAUAUCCAGAUUUAGUCAAAUAUCAUGGCAUAAAGCUCGAGGAUACUUACUUCAAUAGAGACAUUGAAAAGACAUUUACAACUUUAAGCAAAGCAGCUUUUAAUCAGAAAACACAACCAACGUUGCUUUUAUCAAAUCAAGUAGGAAAUAUGUACACUCCUUCUGUAUAUUGUGGAUUAGCUUCCUUACUUGUUAAUAGACCUAUAAGCGAGUUGGCAGGCUCUAAAGUUGGAUUAUUUUCUUAUGGUUCCGGUCUUUGUUCAACUAUGUAUUCGAUAACAAUAACAAAAGAUGCUGGACCUAAGUUAGCACAAUUUGUCUCAUCUCUCUCGUAUAUAAAGAAUCAGUUGGAAGCUCGCAAAAAGUUUUCUCCCACAGAUUACACAAAGGUAUUGGAAUGGAGAGAACAAAAUUGCCAUAGUGCACCAUUCAGCCCUAAAAGCAGCAUAUCUAGUAUGUUCCCGGGAACAUAUUACCUCGAUAAAGUCGACGAAAAAUAUAGAAGAACUUAUCAGAGGGUAUGAGACUUUUGAUAGUUCUGAAUGUAUAGCUAACUGAUAGAUAAUUUACUUAACAUGGUAACAAAGGAAUCAUUUGGGGCCUCCAACAUCGCUGGAACAACAAAUUCUAAAUGGUGCAUAACAAUGUUUCUCUAUGCAAUUUAAGAAUGUUUACUAUUAAAACAAUAUUUUCUUAUUGCCAAGAUAUACUAGAAGUAUGUAUUGACAUGUGCAGUAAGUUAAUAUGACCAUAUAUAUGUUUAACUUUUAAAUUAAUUUAUAGAUACAAAAGUUACUAAAUAAAUUAUUUUUAAUAUACAUGUAAAGAAGAUACAAUUAUACAAGAAACUAUAAAGAGUACAGAAUGUACGAAUGUUAUUCUUACAGCAAGAA